CGCAGCUUGGAGUUGGUACGAGAUACAUUCGAACGGGCCAUCUCUCAUGUCCAAAAUUGUUUCGGUCCAUGUGGCGAUAAUGACGGAUCCCUUUUCAAGCGUUGGGCAUAUUUUGAAGCAUGUCACGUUAGGGAUCUGCCACGGGCUCGUGCCAUCUGGGUCCGCCUCAUGCAGAUUGGACACAAUGGUCGUCGGGGAGAUUUAUGGAUCGAUCAGAUCAACUUUGAGCGUGACCUUGCACUUUUUCUUUCUGGACAGACGAGUGGCUUUCCAGCGAACCCUAGCACAUCCGUUGUUCUUGCUGAUUCUGAUAACGAUUGUAUUCAAUUUAAGCACCUAUUACGCGUAUGCAGCAUGGCUAUUAAUUCAGUAAGCCCUGAAGUGGGGCCCUCAGAAUUAUCAAUUUCACCAGCUCUCGUAUUCGUCAGCGCCAAUAGAGCUCUUGUUGAAACUGGCCUUAGUCUACCCCGGCUCCGCGAGUUCCUCGUAAAACUGCACGCAAGGUGCCGUCAGCUCGGUAUACCGAGUCCCCCUGCUUCACUUGCCAGCCCUGCUGCUGAUGUCAUUGGUGGCUAUGCCGAAAAACGAAUGCUUCCUAAACCAAUGGAUGAUGGGGUCGAACUGUAUAAGAGUUUUAAACCCACGGACAAACUCAACAAUGAACUACUUCAAACAUCUCAUAAACCUUUGAUGAGGCCUUCACAAAUAAAAAAACGUAGGAUGGAUUCAGCGUCGGAUAAUGAAGCUGGCCCAAAUCAAGCUAAACGGGAUAACUAG
Protopolystoma xenopodis is the source of this 777-nucleotide messenger RNA. The record is from the annotation of a GenBank genome assembly. Lineage: Eukaryota; Metazoa; Platyhelminthes; Monogenea; Polystomatidea; Polystomatidae.